AUGAUGGGUAGAACGUGACGUCACGCGGCUAAAUGUAGCUCUAUUCGAAACUGACGAUGGAGUAGAUACUUUUAGCCUUGUAUCCUUGUUUUAUUCUGUUAUUCCUCCUCCGUUUUAUGUUUGAUGAAUUCUUAAGGAUAUUUUACGUGUCCUCGAUGGACGUUGAGUGCUAACAAGCAUCAUGUUUAAGUGUAUUCCGUUGUUCAAGGCGUGCAAUCGUCAGGUCGAAUAUAUCGAUAGGCGACACUGCAACCUGACUGAUGUUCCAGACGACGUUUUGAGAUAUACUCGUAGUUUGGAAGAAUUACUUUUAGAUGCUAAUCAACUGAAGGACCUGCCAAAGGGAUUUUUUCGCCUGGUACAGUUGAAGAAAUUGAGUUUAAGCGACAAUGAGAUCUGUCGAUUAUCGUCAGAUGUGGCCAGUUUUAUCAACCUCAUGGAGAUGGAUGUCAGCAGGAAUGACAUCUGUGACAUUCCGGAAAACAUCCGAUUCUGUAAGAAUCUCCAGGUCCUCGACAUCAGCAGUAAUCCACUUUCAAGGCUACCCAACGGAUUUACACAGCUUCGUAACUUGACGCAUUUGGGACUGAACGACGUCUCACUUGAACGACUCCCUCAUGACUUUGGCAGUUUGACAGGACUUAUCUCCCUUGAGUUGAGGGAAAAUAACAUCAAAACCCUACCCCAGUCCAUCUCACUACUGUGUAAGCUGGAAAUCCUCGACCUGGGCAGCAAUGAAAUCGAGGAACUGCCAGCUAUCAUAGGGUCGCUGUCCAGUCUACAGGAGUUAUGGUUGGACUGUAACGAACUUGCAGAACUUCCACCGGAAAUUGGGGACCUGAAAAAGCUCACCCAGAUUGACGUCUCAGAAAACCAGCUUGACUACCUACCUGAAGAAAUCGAGGGUCUUUGUAAUCUUACUGACCUCGCACUGUCGCAGAACAAUCUGGAAUCACUUCCCGAGGGCAUAGGUAGCCUAAAGAAACUGUCCAUCCUCAAGGCUGAUCAGAACCGUCUACUGGUGCUCACACCCCAGAUUGGAAACUGCGAGUUGUUACAAGAAAUGAUCCUCACAGAAAACCUCUUAAACGAACUUCCAAUAACUAUUGGUCGCCUAAAGAACUUGUCAAAUUUCAACGUGGAUAGAAACAAACUCACGGAAAUCCCAGUCGAGAUUGGGAGGUGUUUGCGGCUGAAUGUGUUCUCCAUGCGCGACAAUCGACUUCUCCGUCUUCCUCAGGAACUGGGAAAUCUCAAGGAACUCCAUGUCCUUGAUGUGUCCGGAAACAGACUUGAAUACUUGCCCAUUACAGUGGCUAAUCUCAACCUCAAGGCGCUAUGGCUGGCGGAAAACCAAGCAAAGCCAAUGCUCAAAUUCCAGACAGACUUUGAUGAACGAACUGGACAACGUGUUCUAACCUGCUUUCUGCUGCCCCAGCAGGACUUCCACACAGAGAGCAUGGAAAAUUUACUGCGAGGUAGUAUUGCAACGGACGCAGAGAGCCAGAUCAUUGAGGAAACUCUGAAGAACCCCCGCGACAGUACCAUACAGUUUGAGGUUCCCGACUCAGACGGGGAUGACGAUAGCAAUAGCAACUUUGUAAGGCAUGACACUCCGCACCCCAAGGAGCUGAAAGCACGCCACCCCAAGUUCAACAAGAAUAAGGUUCAGGGCAUUGAUGGGCAUGUGAUUCCUCAUCAACAGGAGAAGAAGGACCAGGCGUUCAUGCCUGCGCGUGAUCGUGACAGCGACUUCCUCUGGCAGCAGGACCAGACAGAUGAAUUCCCCACAGAACCAUCGGAGAAGCCAGCCAAGCGUGUCCAAAUUGGAGGGGAAGAGGAAGUGAGACAGGAGAUGCCACCACUGGAGUGUGAAACAGUACCUCCUGUCAUCAAAGCUCCAGAAUUGGUUGGUCCACCUCGCCACGAGAGUCAGACCCAGGAAAUCAGCGAGGAGGAGGAGUCGCCGACGGAGACGGCUCCACUGAUCCGAGAGGUCCAAGUGUCGGAGACUGUGUUUAUUCCCGAGGAGCAGUACAACGGAGCCAUGGAGGAGGAAGACGCAGAGGAUUCUGAUGAUGAACAGAGGAGCUUCGAGGAGUACGAUUCUGAUGAUGAUGACAUUUACCGUCCACGGAAGGUUGGAUUCGACCCAGAGAUUGAAGAACACCCGGAUCAUAAGAUGGGAUUGAGGCGGCGGGACACACCUCACCACAGGAAAAACAAGCGCAUCAUCCAUAACGAUGAGACAAAGGAGAAGGUCCUCGAGAUUCUGGCUCAGGCCGCCGCUCAAAAGGAACAAACCGUGGCACCGGUAAAACUGGAGCCAAUCGAGGGCCUUAGAUUACCAAACGUAAACAGCAGCCUCAACGAUUCAAAAAAGGAGGAGGAAUUCUCAAUUCAUAUCCUGAGACAGAAGGGCCAAGGGCUGGGCAUCAGUAUUGCUGGAGGAAAGGGGUCUACUCCAUACCAAGGGGACGAUGAGAGUAUUUUUAUAUCCCGUGUGACGGAGGAAGGGCCUGCUGGGAAAGCGGGCGUUCGUACGGGAGACAAACUUAUUUCGGUAAAUGGAGUGAACUUAGUUGAGGCUGAUCAUUACGAUGCCGUUGAUGUGCUGAAGACCGCAGGAAAUGACAUCACAAUGGUUCUAGGCAGAGAGGUAGAAGAACCCGAGCCAGCAACAACAGAAGUGACUCUAUCAGAAGCCUCAGAUGAGAAGAAACCAGGGUUCGCAACGGUUACUUUUGAACAAGCACCAGACACAGAGGUUUUCGGAGAGACAAUCAAGACAAUUUUAAGACGUGACGAGAAUGGUCUGGGGUUCAGUAUUGCUGGUGGCCGAGGGUCCGUGCCAUUUAAGGGAAACGAUCAGCAAGUGUAUACCUUCCUCGAGGCUAUCUACAUUUCGCGUGUGACAGAGGGAGGAGCCGCUGCUAACGACGGUAACCUCAAGGUCGGAGACAGAAUAAUUUCGAUAAACAAUGUAGAUAUGCAGGAUGCCCGACACGAUCAGGCGGUGUCACUGUUAACAGGGGUAGACAACUCUAUCAACCUUGUCGUGUAUCGGGAGAAAGUCAUUCCAAAAGAGGAGGCAGUUGUAAAUCCACCCAGCGGGGAACGUCUCAAGACGAUGACCCAGCCCCUCAUCACGUGGAACGAAUCAUCUCCACCUGCGGAGAAAGAAGAGACAUUCAUUGUCAGUCAGUCGCCGGUGAUGACUGCGUCCCCGUUGCCAGGGUUACCAAGUCCUAGCCCUUACUCUUCAGCCAUCCCUUCUUCAUACACAUAUCCCAGCCCUCCUCAUGCCACUGUUACUUCAGCAGACUCUUCAUCCAUACCCCCUCCCCUCCCCGAGGUCCCACCCCCUUCCGUCUCCCCUGACAACAAGGCCGCUCCAUACAUGCCUCUCACCACCUCACCUGCGGCUAGCCCACGUAUCUCCAGUGAUUGGUCGGCAAAACCCACCACGGUGCAGCCGCCUAAAUUUGUGUAUCCGGGAUAUAACCGGAGUUCACGGACGUCUGUUGAAAUAAAAAACAAAGACAAUGUGGAAGCUACAUCGCCUCCACUACCUCCACCACCACCCCCACCCCCACAGGAGGUGGAGGAAGUUCAAUCACCUGUGUUAAAUUCAAAUCACAGUGAAAGUGAGGCUGACAAACCGGCUGAUCAGACAUUUUCUGUGAGUAAUCAGAACUCCUAUGACAAUCUGCCAAAUGACGUAUCAAGUAGGUUUCCCAUUGAGGAUGUAACAAUAGUGAAAGCGGGCGGCCCUCUUGGACUUUCUGUUGUUGGGGGCAGUGAUCACGCCAGUCAUCCCUUUGGUCUGGAUGAACCGGGUAUAUUUGUAUCAAAAAUUGUUCCUGAUGGUGCUGCAUCUAAAACAGCGUUAAAAAUUGGUGAUAGGCUUUUAAUGGUAAACGGUAAAGAUGUAACGCAGGUGACACACCAAGAGGCAGUUAUGCUAUUAAUAUCUCCGACGCAUGAAAUUAAUCUCAGUGUUCGUCACGACCCACCUCCAAGUGGACUGCAUGAAAUAAUUAUUUUUAAGCAACCUGGUGAAAACUUAGGAAUGAGUAUUAAAGGUGGCGUUAAAAACUACGCCACAGGCUUAGAAGUGAAGACUGAUGAAGGAACGUUUAUAUCUCGGAUACAUGAUCAUGGUGCUGUGAGUCGAGAUGGCAGACUGAAGGUGGGACAGAGGAUUCUCGAGGUGAAUGGACAGAGUCUUCUCGGCUCAACACAUCAAGAGGCAGUGCGAGCUCUACGAAGUGUUGGCGACAAAAUGGUGAUUAUGGUUUGUGAUGGAGACGACGCGUCAUUGUCAGACGUCCAGUCGCCCGACUCCCCGAAUGCGCCGAUGUCAUUCAACCCCGCUCAGUCGUCCAACCGUGACUCCGUAUCAAGUAUCGAUGUGGAGGAUGAGGAUACAGCUAUCAUCAAAAAGGAGCAGGAAGGGAUUAAGGAGACUGAGCGCUGGGAGAAGGAGGAGGAGGAAUUGAGGAACAAGCUGUUAAAGGAGCGAGAAGAUUCGUUGAAGGAAGAAAGUCAGCUGCCUGACAACAACCAGAAUACAGAACUCUGCACCUCUACACUAACCUCAGAAACUGUGAUGAAACAAGUGCCUCAGGAAAAGCCGCCGGUCGCCAAAAAACCGGAUGUCGUCCCUGUGCCUGCUCCAAAGCCAGUAAUACCACCCAAAAGGCCACCAGUUCCGCCCAAACCAAGCAACAUUGGUCGGCCUGACGACAAAGCCUUCGCUCUUUACGACCCGAUUAAACAAUCGCGCGUACCGUCUGCUUCUCAGAAUCUCAGCAAGACGAAUGCCCAAAUAUAUGAACCACAACAACGGUCCUUUUCUCAAAUGAAGCAUUAUUUUGAGAAGGAAAUGCAAGAGACGACAACUGCGAACCAGCCUCCUUCCAAACAGUUCAGCUACCUGUCAGAACAUGAGUUGGAGCGGAUGAAGACGGAGGAAGAGAAAAAAGCCAACAGCAUGUCAAAAGAGGAGCUCUUGUCCAGUGUUACCGGCAACGUAGGCAGUUCAUCACAGGAGCAAGAGUACAACCAGGUGCUUUCCAGACCGACACCUUUUAAGUCAUCUCUACUGUUGCCACGGCCGUACUCUCGUUUGCAGUUCAGUCCUAGCGGCAGUGUGGUGCGUACCGCAAAGGCCGAGAAACGUAUGCAAGACCGACUGGCAGCUGAGGGGUCGGUGGGACCCGCGGGUGACCCCGUCUCACCUGCUGAAGAACGCCAGCUUCAGGCAGAGAAAAGGGCAGCAUGGCGCAAGGCUAGGAUGAAUUCGUUAGAAGAAGACGCCAUGAAAGCGCAGGCUGUGAUCGUCCGAGCACAAGAGAUGCAUCAUGAACUCGCAUCUAGUGGAGAUGCUGAUAAGGCUGAUGGUCCAAUAAGUCAUAACGGCGAGCAGGUCGAGGUCGUACAAAAAAAUGUCAUGGAGUUUAAUCUUGAGGACUCUACAACUGGCCGGCUUGGGGUCAGUGAGGGGUCAUAGGGCAGGAGGUCGUAGUUCAGAGGCAAUAUCAAGAUUCAGUAACGGUAUCUGGAUAUAUAGAUGCUGAUAACCCCCCAAAAACAGAAGUGAGCAGCUCCCCGCCACAUGUACCAGACACGCCUAUUUCUAGGACAGGGUCACAGGUCUACAGGAAGGUCAGAGGUGACAUGUGUGUGCUGUGAGGACCGUCCUGUGUGUUGGGCCCAGGACGUCGUGGACACCAUUACCUAUAUUGACAGUGUACUGUACGAAGUCAUCACACCAUCACAAUCAUCUUUAUACCAAUGUUUUAUUUUGACCGUUUCAAAUGCAUAAACCAUCGCUUACAUAACAGAAAUCAUGCCAGAUUGCCGAGUUGUUCAGGAACUCUCUGAUGGAAGGCGGCAAUUAUUAUGCAGAAUGGAAUUUCAAUGAUUUUCCAAACCAAAGAUGUCAAUCUAUCUUGAUCAAAUUUGUUGCAAUGAUUAAGAAAAUUUCCAAUCCGACCUUUUUUUAAUGAAAUGUUAAUAUAUAAUGUCAGUACCGGACCUCGAACAAGGAAAAUUGAUCCUAAAAAAGCUCUGUGCUCAGGUCAAAGGGCAUGGCUGGGUGACAGGAUUGAAGCCUUAAGGAUUUGGAUAAUUGUGAAGGGUUCAGGUGCCAGGACGUCAUCAGUGUUACUUUUAAGCAUCACACUUCUGGGAUUUCAUUAAUCAACAACUUUGAAAUAAUACAGACCUUUGACAGUUCAGCCCUUUCCCUCUGGAUUCCGUCCAUGGAAUUCCACUAGGAGGGGUUUGGUUGUCUUCAGGACCAGACACGUGCUGAUAGGGUUUGGUUCGCAGGAGCUGGCUCGCGUUGGCAGAUCCCCGGAACAGGCAUUCGUGCAAUUUUCUUAUGAUGUUCAAACCGAGGAGUGAAAAUAUUAUAACGGACAGGAAUUAUUUGACAGAUGUGUUUUGUUGAUUCUAUGUGAGGACUGUUUGUACAGAGGUAUAUAUACACUUAUAAAACGUGAUAAUAAUUGAUGGUUAAACUGAUAUAGGGUUUUAAGCAUCAUCCUAUUUUAACCUUGUAUUCAUGAAUUGUAGAUUAUUUUUAAGUUAUAACUUUUCAACAUGUUAUAAUUUUUAGCCAUUAUUUAAAGCUGUUGGUGAUUGUUUUAAGGUUAGGAUUUUAAUUUUAAGCCCUGUCAAAGUUCAAUCACAAAGUAACUGAUUUUGAAUUGUAAAUUAUUUUAUGUUAUAUUCUAAUAUGUUGUAAUAUAACUAAUUUAUUGACAUAUCUGCAAUGGGAUGGCCAUGAGGAACAUUUAUAUCUCAAGGUUUUAAAACGGGACAGAACGGCCAUCUUUUUAUAUCAAGAAAUUGGGUUGGAAAGCAAGGAAUAGAACAUUUGAAAUAUUGCUAUAGGUCUUUCAUCAUUAGUAGUUUUAAAUGCUUUUAGAUAAUUAAUUCCUCUUAAUUUAAUUUUUAUGACUCAGUAAAACUUGCUAGUGUUUGCUUAUCAGCUUUGUUUCUGAAAAAAUCAUUUUAAUUCCCAUCCUCAAUUUAAAGAACUCCUAUCAAGGGCUUUGUGCAAAUGUAGAAUCUUCUUAUCAUGGUUUUAAUAGGAAAAGAGAUAUUUUUAUCCAAUUUAUUAAUAGUAUAUAAUGUUUGUUCAAUUCUUUGACAAGCCUUGGUGUCACUGAUCAGUAUUCGGCACUUUAUAUCCUCAUCCCGCGCUCGUUUUAUUUCAAUAUAAUUGUUUUACCAUUUAUUUCAGUUGUUAACUGCUCUGUAUCUGUGAAUGCCAAUAUUUCGUAUUUAAAUUCUGUUUUAUGAUUUGUGUUUUGUUUGUUUUUGACAUAGCUGUUUUUCACUAUGUCCCAACCUGUCCUUUGACACUAGAAGUAUUCGAGGCAUAUUGUUGCGUAUAGUAUACCAUCCAGUGAUACAGUUUGUUCUAUUUGUUUAGCUGUGGGGCAAGAGUUAACUCCCUUCAUUAGCAGUGGAGCAGGAGCUAGUUCCAUUUAUUAGCAAUAGAGAAAGGUUUGAUUCCCUUUUGACAGUGGGACAAGAGUUCUUUCCCUUUGUUUCAUGUAUUCUUGCCUCUUGCUGCCCAGAAACUGUUUUGGAAGUUAAGUGUCUUGAUUGAAUGAGUUCAAAAAAAUGCGGGAAUGCAAGCCUCCACAAAACAUCUGUAAUUUUCAGAUAGAAUGAAUGCAAGGGAAAAAACAGAUAGAAAUGUGUUAUCCAAUGUUAUAUGUGUGUGUUUUAAAUUGUAGUGAAGUGGUCCUAUACACUUCCAUGUUAAUUUGAAUUUAAACAGUUAAGACAAGGCGGGUUAGCCUAAAAUCUGAGUGAAGACGUAUAUGUGACUUUGUGUUGCUAGUCAGAAAAAGUACUCCCAACCAUGUAUCAGAGCUUAGCCUGAUAACAUAGAGUAACUCUCUUUUUGUUUUAACAAAGGGUAAGAGUUCUCUUUGUUUACCAGGAUACAGUGAAUAAAACAGUGUUCAGCCUAUUUGUUACUAACUGGAGUAAAACAGUGUUCAGCCUCUUUGUUACUAACUGGAGUAAAACAGUGUUCAGCCUAUUUGUUACCAACUGGAGUAAAACAGUGUUCAGCCUAUUUGUUACUAACUCGAGUAAAACAGCUUGUUUCCAUUGGUAGUCUUUCUCCAUAGCUUGUGAUAUAUCAUUUUAUUGUUUAAAUAUAUUUGUUUGGAGAGAGGAUCAUUAGUUUGAAAAUUGGACAAAUAAAAUACACGAUUAACGAAUAUAAUGAGACCUUUCUGUUUCUGAGUGUAUGUUUAGAUUGCAGCAGUUAUUUUGUGGUACUGAUAAUGAGUUUUUCCUGUAAGUUGAACUAUUGUAUCCACUCUGUCCCCCCCUCUCAGCUUCGAAUAGACUAGUCUAUAGCUUCCCUCUCAGCUGUGAGUAGGCUAGUCCGAGUUGUGGGAGAUGUUAUUUUGUGUGUAGGGAUGGUAGAUAAUGCCAGCAUAGAUAAGGUAUACCUGGAGUGUGUUGGCCCAUUUGUGAAUAGCACAUUCUCAUCACAUAUAAUACCUAUGUACAUGUGUUAUUGACAGAUGUUGAACAUGUGUUGCACUGAAGCGCACCAGCAACAUACCUCAAGUAAAGCAGUACUCGCUGUAGACUAUGUUCAAUAUGUAUUUAAACAAACUGAUUUUGCUGUUUGAAAGAUACAGAGAUCUCCUCAGAGAUAAAAAAAAAUAAAAGUAUUUUUAUUAAAAUGUACAGAUACUAAUAAUAAUGUUGAUUUACAUUGAAGAGGUAUAUUUGAGUUGAUGAUCAACCUCUCGUCCCUCUAAUCUCUGGAAUAGACAAGUCCAUUUACAUUAGAGAGUAAUAACAUUGCCAUCCCUCUGAUUGCUGGUAUAGACCAGUCCAAAUAAACUAGAGGGUAAUACCAUUGUCACCUCUCACUUAGUGCUGGAAUAGACCAGUCCAUGAAAACCAGAGGGUUACAUCAUAACACCCCUACUGAUCGCUGGAAUAGACCAGUCCAUUUACAUCAAAGGGUAAUAAUAACAUUGCCACCUCUCUGAUCACAGGAAUGAAACAGUCCAUUUACAUGUGAGGUUAAUGACAUUGUAUUAUAUCUCUGGUAUGGACCUGUUUAGAACAUAUUCUUUGUGGGAGGUAGCUAUAGCUAGGAUUGAAACAGAACUUUAUGUAAAAUCAUCCAUACAGCCUCAUUCCACUGUUGUAACUGUGCCAGAUUUUAAGGAUGGGAUAUUUCUAAUAAAUUAAAAUUUCAGGAAUU
Molecule: messenger RNA, 9265 nt
Organism: Mizuhopecten yessoensis (Yesso scallop)
Lineage: Eukaryota; Metazoa; Mollusca; Bivalvia; Pectinida; Pectinidae
Product: protein scribble homolog
Exons: 43
Coding region: 182-5515 (1777 amino acids)
Biological process (GO): neurotransmitter receptor transport postsynaptic membrane to endosome; neurotransmitter receptor transport, endosome to postsynaptic membrane
Cellular component (GO): postsynaptic density; adherens junction; postsynaptic membrane
Molecular function (GO): protein binding
Source: RefSeq, a predicted model, not a curated record